AUGUCGAUCAUCUUCUCGACUUUUCUUCUGUUCUUCACCAUUAUGACAACAUCAGCUGCUUCAUCAUCUCUUCCUCCAGACGAAUUGAAUGCGCUAAAGGAGAUAGCUACUACCCUCGGUUUCAAGAGAUUUAAACUAAGUGAUGGAGAUUGUCGUUUACAACCUCUUAAGAUCAUACAAGAAGAAGAAACUAAUGUUGUUUCGUCGAAUUCCGAGAUGAAAAACAACAUUGUCUGUAAUUGUAGCCUCGACAGGAACAUGACUUGUCAUAUUACAGAGCUAGAAUUCAAGACCCUCAGCCUUCCAGGAAAACUUCCACCCGAGUUGGCCAAGCUGCAAUAUCUCCAGAAGAUAGACUUGUGCAGAAAUCACCUUUCGGGCACAAUCCCAAUGGAAUGGGCUUUACUGCCAAACCUCACUUCCAUCUCGCUCUGUGCCAAUAAUCUGUCUGGGAAAUUACCAAUUGGAUUACAGAACUUCAAGAAUCUGACAUUCCUAGGGAUUGAAGCCAACCAGUUCUCUGGUUCGAUUCCUGAUGAGCUUGGUAACUUGACCAGCCUAACAGGAUUGCAAUUUGGGUCCAAUCAGUUUACAGGAAACUUGCCUAGCUCUUUAGCUAGACUGGUAAAACUCGAGGACUUUAGGGUAAGUGACAAUAACUUAAAUGGUACAAUCCCGGGAUAUAUUGGGAACUGGCUUCGCCUUGAAAACCUACAUCUGUAUGCAAGUGGAUUGAAAGGACCUAUUCCUGAUGCAGUGGCUGGCCUAGAAAAUCUCAAAGAACUGCGUAUAAGUGAUACAACAGGGAUAAACUCCUUUACGAGUAUAUCUAGCAAAGUCAUCAAACACUUGACAUUGAGGAAUGUGGGUUUGUCUGGUCCAAUUCCUGCUUACAUCUGGAAAAUGCCAAACCUAAAGACUCUUGAUUUAUCAUUUAACAAUUUGACUGGUGAAGUUCAAGGAGUACAAAACGGAUACCAAUUUACCUAUUUGACUGGCAAUAUGCUUUCUGGAAACAUUGAACCUGGUGCUUUACUCAACAGCAAAUUUAAUAUUGAUCUCUCUUACAAUAAUUUCUCAUUGUCGGCUAGCUGCCAGGGAAAGAGUUACAUUAACACAUACAAUAGCUCAUAUUUGAAGAAAAAUCUAACUGGGCUUCUUCCAUGUGCUGGUCUAAUCAAAUGCACGAACUAUGAGCGAUGGCUACAUAUAAACUGUGGUGGAGAACGUGUAACUAUUACAAACUCCUGGGGUAAAAUAACAUAUCAAGCUGAUCACAAUGAAACCAACGCUGCAACAAAUCAGCAGUUGGAACACUGGGGAAUCAGUAACACAGGUGACUUUACCGACAAUGCAAACACUCAUGAUAUGUACUUUGUUUCAGCAGCACCUGGAGAUCUUUAUGACCUUGAUAAGAAUAUACGUCGAUCUGGAGUUUCUCCUGAUCUUUAUAAGACUGCACGUCGAUCUGCUAUCUCUCUAACUUAUUAUGCAUUCUGCUUGAAAAAUGGACUCUACAAUGUAACACUCCAUUUUAUGGAGAUCCAGUUUCCAGAAAGAGAAUUAUACAGUCAUGUCGGUAAGCGCAUUUUUGAUGUCUAUGUUCAGGGAGUAUUGUUCUUGAAGGAUUUUAACAUUAAAGAGAAGGCUAAUGGGACUCUGACGCCUGUUGUGAUAAAGAAAGAUGUUAAUGUGACCGAUCAUACAUUAGAGAUUCGGUUGUAUUGGGCAGGGAAAGGGACAACACUCAUUCCCAGCAGAGGAAAUUAUGGUCCUCUUAUCUCUGCAAUCUCUUUGUGUCAUAGUAAGGAUCCUUCUCCUCGUACGGAGAAAAUAGAACAUCACACUAAGUAUCCUCUAAUUUUUGGGGUAAUGGGUGCCUUGGUAACAGUUACUCUCUUGGCUUUGGGAUUAUAUGUUCAUAGAAAAUGCAGAGGAGACAAGAACACGAGAGAAAGAGACCUGAGACGGAGUUUGCAAACGGUUUGCUUUACUUGGAGGCAACUGCAAACUGCAACAAAUAAUUUUGAUCAAGCCAACAAACUUGGAGAAGGAGGCUUCGGAUCUGUAUUCAAGGGAGAGCUGCCUGAUGGAACUAUCAUAGCAGUCAAGCAGCUAUCUUCCAAAUCAUGCCAAGGCAACCGCGAAUUUGUGAACGAGAUAGGCAUGAUUUCAGGUCUGAAUCAUCCAAACCUUGUGAAGCUUUAUGGAUGCUGUGUCGAGAAGAAUCAGUUGCUGCUCGUGUAUGAGUACAUGGAAAAUAACUCCCUUGCUCUUGCACUUGAUGGAAAGAGUUCCCCAAAAUUGGACUGGGUUGCGAGACAAAAAAUCUGUGUUGGAAUCGCAAGAGGGCUUGAAUUCCUUCACGAAGGAUCACUGAUCAGGAUGGUUCACCGUGACAUAAAAACCACUAAUGUGCUACUAGAUGCUGACCUUAAUGCAAAGAUAUCUGACUUUGGAUUGGCUAGGCUCCAUGAAGCAGAGAACACUCACAUUAGCACCAAAAUUGCAGGAACCAUCGGAUAUAUGGCUCCGGAAUAUGCAUUAUGGGGUCACUUGACAGAGAAAGCAGAUGUGUACAGCUUCGGGGUUGUGGCAAUGGAAAUUGUUAGCGGGAGGAGUAAUACAAAACAUAACGGAAGUGUUGAUCACGUCUCGCUUAUUAAUUGGGCGCUAAAGCUGCAACAGACAGGGGACAUAAUAGAGAUCGUAGAUCCAGUCCUCGAAGGUGAUUUCAACAGCAAAGAAGCAGUAAGGAUGAUCAAAGUUGGUCUCGUUUGCACAAACUCAUCUCCUACCUUAAGGCCGACAAUGUCAGAGGUUGUGCAAAUGCUCGAGGGAGAGCUGGAUAUAACACAGGUUAUGUCAGAUCCUGGUUUAUAUGGACACAACUUGAGCAUUUCAAAGCUAAGAGACAUUGAUACACAUGGUAGCUCGAGCACGUCUGGUAUGACCGAUCAAACGACAACAACAAUAAAUUCCUCUGUUUCUGGUUGUGAUCUCUACCCGUUAUAUCCAGAAUCCAUGAUCCAUACUCCACGGUAA
Molecule: messenger RNA, 3045 nt
Organism: Arabis nemorensis
Lineage: Eukaryota; Viridiplantae; Streptophyta; Magnoliopsida; Brassicales; Brassicaceae
Source: the annotation of a GenBank genome assembly